GUGGUGCCCCCAGAGACUCAGGAGAGCGUUUAUUCUGCAAACACUCCUGUCUCAGGACACCCCCAUCUUGCUUGUCGGCGUGGGCAGCGCUGUUGUGAACAUUCACGUGCGUGUUUGUUUGCCCGUCUUCGUUUCUUUCCAGUGAAAUUGCUGGGCCAUUUGGUGACUCUUCCCACAGCGGCUGCACCAUUGCAUGUCGCCUCAGCAGCACACGAGCGCUUCGGUUUCUCCACAUCCUCACCAACACUUGUUCUUUUCCUUUUUAAAAACAUUUUAGCGGUCCUCACGGUGCGAGGCGUGUGUGCAGCAGGUGGGCCAGCAUAUUCCCUGACGAGCCCUGGUGUUGAGACCUUUCCGUGUCCCGUGGGCGUCAGCAUGUCUUGGCGGAAUGUCUCUCAGGUCCUUUGUCUUGUUGCUGCUGCAUUGCAGGUGCUUCUGGUGUGUCUUGGCUGCAAGAACGCUUGUCGGACGUGUGGCCUCUGCCCUCGUCCGAUCACAGGGCUGCCCCUGGCUGUCGGGGGCGAGGAGGCGCCGGCCUGGAGAAGAGGCCGCGGGAGGGCACCAUCCUGGGCUUUGAGGUCGUGGGCCUUGUCCUCGGGGGCUGCUUCCAGCCCAGAGUCCCGAGCCCAUCCCACCCCCGCCCUCGGCGCUGCCACUGCUGUGGUGACUGGGCCCCUCGCGUUGUCACUGACUGUCCCUGGCUUCUGGCUGCUUAGAGCAAGACGGGGGAAGGGGCUUUGCAGCGUCUCUGCAGCGAAAGUUAGAGAAAUGCUCGGGUUUCCAGAAACGCCGUCCCCAAGAUGUGCUGUAGCUGGAGUGUCACUCGACCUGCGAGGGGGUCGUGUAUGCAAACAACCUUUGGCGAAGAGGCCACCAAGCGGCCUUUGGUGAAGUGGUCGUACCCGCCUUCGUCCAGGGGAGAUGCCCUGACAGAAAAUGGGGGCUGCUGUGAGCGGCCGCCAGAGGCUCAGGCUCCAGCCAGGCCUCCCGCACCCCUUUAGCCCGACUCGCGUCCGGGAGGAGUGAGGGCUCCUCUGCCCUGGGCCAUCGGGACAUGUCCGGCCAGUGGCUGCUCCAGGUCAGGCUCAGCAAACAGCAGAACACUGUCCAUUUAAACCUACUUACAGAACUUUGUGUUUCGCUCCAAAUGUGCGGGAAUUUGAAUUCAAUUUAAAUUUAUAAGAAAGAACAUGGUUUUUCCAAUCUUUUGUUGACGUUCAAGAACUUGUCUUUCUCAAGUUCAAGCUAGGAUUCUUUUGGAGAAAGGUGUGGGGAAAAGAAAGAAAAGCAAAAAUAGUACCAAAAUAUGCAAGGUGGGAUCAUAUGUGGAUUGUUUCUGAAAGAUGAACCUAGAGCUUUCCUCUGAGAGUCCAGCAGGGCCUUUUCAGGCCAGGCGUCCCCCUUUUGCUCAUCAAGACCCACGGGGCUCAUGGCCGCAACUUGUUGGCAGUGUUCCCCAAAUUCAUAUUUUCCAGAUUGUCUUCCCUCCUUGAAUUCAGAAUGGCGCUGUGCAAACCAGGAGGGAUGUUCUGCUGUUGGCAUCCAGAACCCUGCACUGCGGCGGCCCAGCCAGCUCUUUGCCAGGUGAAGCCAAAAAUCUUCCCACGUACCCAGGGCCAAACAAGAUGCGAGACUGUUACUGCACCGUGAACCUGGACCAAGAGGAGGUUUUCAGGACCAAAAUCGUGGAGAAGUCACUCUGCCCCUUCUAUGGAGAAGACUUCUACUGCGAGAUUCCGCGGAGUUUCCGUCACCUGUCCUUCUACGUCUUUGACAGAGACGUCUUCCGGAGGGACUCCAUCAUAGGCAAGGUGGCCAUUCAGAAGGAGGACCUGCAGAAGUACCACAACAGGGACACGUGGUUCCAGCUGCAGCACGUGGACGCAGACUCCGAGGUGCAGGGCAAAGUCCACCUGGAGCUGAGGCUGAGUGAGGUCAUCACCGACUCGGGCGUCGUCUGCCACAAGCUGGCCGCGCGCAUCCUGGAGUGCCAGGGCCUCCCCAUCGUGAAUGGGCAGUGUGACCCCUACGCCACAGUGACGCUGGCAGGACCAUGCAGGUCAGAAGCAAAGAAAACAAAGGUGAAAAAGAAGACCAACAACCCCCAGUUCGACGAAGUGUUUUACUUCGAGGUGACCAGGCCCUGCAGCUACAGCCGCAAGUCCCACUUCGACUUUGAGGAGGAGGACGUGGACAAGCUUGAGAUCCGGGUGGACCUCUGGAACGCCAGCAACUUGAAGUUCGGGGACGAGUUUCUGGGAGAGCUGAGGGUCCCGCUGAAGGUGCUGCGGCAGUCCAGCCCCUACGAAGCCUGGUACUUCCUUCAGCCCCGAGACAACGGCAGCAAGAGCCUGAAACCGGGGGACCUGGGGUCUCUGCGGCUGAACGUGGUUUACACGGAGGAUCACGUCUUCAGCUCUGACUACUACAGCCCUCUGCGGGACCUGCUGCUCAAGUCGGCGGACGUGGAGCCCGUGUCGGCGUCCGCAGCCCACAUCCUGGGCGAGGUCUGCAGGGAGAAGCAGGAGGCGGCCGUCCCGCUGGUGAGGCUCCUCCUGCACUACGGCCGCGUGGUGCCCUUCAUCAGCGCCAUCGCCAGCGCCGAGGUCCGGAGGACUCAGGACCCCAACACCAUUUUCCGAGGAAACUCGCUUACGUCCAAGUGCAUCGAUGAGACCAUGAAGCUGGCGGGCAUGCACUACCUGCACGUCACCCUGAAGCCCACCAUAGAGGAGAUCUGCCAGGGCCACAAGUCCUGUGAAAUUGACCCUGUGAGGCUGAAGGAUGGUGAGAGUCUGGAGAGUAACAUGGAGAACCUGCGGCAGUACGUGGACCGCGUCUUCAGCGUCAUCACCGCGUCGGGGGUGAGCUGCCCCACUGUCAUGUGUGACAUCUUCUUCUCCCUGCGAGAGGCGGCUGCCAAGCGCUUCCAAGACGACCUGGACGUGAGGUACACGGCUGUGAGCAGCUUCAUCUUCCUGAGGUUCUUCGCUCCAGCCAUCCUGUCUCCCAACCUCUUCCAGCUCACGCCUCACCACACGGACCCCCAGACGUCCAGGACGCUGACACUUGUCUCCAAGACCAUUCAGACUCUCGGCAGCCUGUCCAAGUCCAAGUCUGCCAGUUUUAAGGAAUCCUACAUGGCUGCAUUUUAUGAAUUCUUCAAUGAGCAGAAAUACGCUGAUGCAGUGAAAAACUUCUUAGAUUUGAUCUCAUCCUCGGGGAGAAGAGACCCCAAGAGUGUACAGCAGCCCAUCCUGCUUAAGGAAGGGUUCAUGAUUAAAAGAGCGCAAGGGCGGAAACGCUUUGGGAUGAAGAAUUUUAAGAAAAGAUGGUUCCGCCUGACAAACCAUGAAUUUACCUACCAGAAAAGCAAAGGAGACCCGCCUCUCUACAGCAUCCCCAUCGAGAACAUCCUGGCUGUGGAGCCACUGGAGGAGGAGUCCUUCAAGAUGAAGAAUAUGUUCCAGGUCAUCCAGCCCGAGCGGGCGCUGUACAUCCAGGCCAACAACUGCGUGGAGGCCAAGGCCUGGAUCGACAUCCUCACUAAGGUGAGCCAGUGCAACCAGAAGCGGCUCACCGUCUACCACCCCUCCGCCUACCUGAACGGCCACUGGCUGUGCUGCAGGGCCUCCUCGGACACGGCCGCCGGCUGCUCCCCCUGCACCGGCGGCCUCCCCGCAAACAUCCAGCUGGACAUCGAUGGGGACCGAGAGACAGAGCGCAUCUACACCCUGUUCAGCUCGUACAUGCGCAAGCUGGAGCAGAUGCAGGAGGCCUGUGGGAGCAGAUCCGUGUAUGAUGGGCCGGAGCAGGAGGAGUACUCCACCUUCCUCAUCGACGACCCCCAGGAGACCUAUAAGACGCUGAAGCAGGUCAUCGCGGGGGUAGGGGCCUUGGAGCAGGAGCACGCCCAGUACAGAAGGGACAAGUUCAAGAAGACCAAGUACGGAAGCCAGGAACACCCCAUUGGAGACAAGAGCUUCCAGAGCUACAUCAGGCAGCAGUCUGAGACCCCCGCCCAUUCCAUGUGACACCCACGGACCCUGUCCCAGAUGGGCCGGAGCUGCACCAGGAAAGCCCGUGUUUGGGGAGGAAGAGCCAGCUAGGUGCUCGCAGCAUGACAGGCAUGGAGCUCGUGAACCUCUGAGGCACCUGGGCUAUUUCCAGAGCGGCCGUGCACCUGAUUCGUGCCAGUGGCAGGGGACCUAAGCUGGCCUUGCCAGAACUGGGUGCCGGCGACGCCGCAUCCUCGCAGAGCAUGCGCUCCUGUGUCGCAUGCACGUUUGCCCUGCUGGUCCAUGACUCCUGCCCUCUCCACCCGUCAGCUGCCACUUGGGGAACUGUGAGCCUUGUUCUUUUCCUCUGGGCACACAGCCUCCUGGUUCAGCUUGAUGUUGUCGUAGUUCCUGGCUGGAGGGUCAGAACUGCACGGAGAUGCCAGUUGAGGACGCUCUCGGUACUUAGGGGUACGGGUCCUUUUGCAGAGAGUUUCUGGGGGCCCUGGGCUUCAUUCCUGAGCUGGGAGCCCCUGGCCUGCUGCUGAGGUGCAUCCACGGCCUGUGGCUGCUGCGUGAGCCGGCGACAGGCUGAGCUGGGCAUCCUCCUGGCCCCCACAUCAGGCAAAGUUGUGUUGUUUGCUGUCAGUGGGGCUUAAAAGUAGAAUCCACACUUGCCACCAUGGUGGCAGUUUGGGGAAGACUAAAAUAGAAAAAUAAAAUAGCGUUAUUUUCAAGCUGUUUUUCUUAAUGUUUUUAAAGGACUGUUUUUAAUUAGCUCUUUGAUAUAAAGUAACUCAGAACAUCCAAACCUGUACCACUCCGGGGAGGUGCUACCACAGGACAGAAUGGGAAUGGGUGUGUCUCACGCAGCCGAGUAAAGGGCCUCCAGGGAGUAGGGGGGAGGGGACUCCUGGGCCUGCCGAUGCCGGGGACACUGGGGCCAGGAGCCAUGUUCACCGUCUGAAGCCGCUGGGGGCUGUCUGCCCAGUUUGCUCCUGGGGCUGGGGACCCUCAUGAGCCAUUGCUGACUCCCUAACAGUCCUUGACUGCAGCCCGACUUCGGAAAGGCCCCGUAGGACCAGGUGCUCUGCGCCUGUCAUUGUUCAGACUCCUAACCCAAGUGGCAGAGAGUAACAUUACCUGUUGUCACAAAAAUGGUGGAAGAAAUGUUGCCAAAAGGAAACUCAGAGCACACGACUAUGAGGCUGCCCUGAACUGCAAUUUUCAACACGGAUUUGUAACUCAGUGUUUCUGUUUGUAAGAUACUAAUGAUUUGCGAUGUAUUUUACUGGUCGAUUAAAAUGGAUGUUUUAUUCUU
Messenger RNA from Sus scrofa (pig), 5319 nucleotides. NCBI's taxonomy places the organism in Eukaryota, Metazoa, Chordata, Mammalia, Artiodactyla, Suidae. The record is from RefSeq and is a predicted model, not a curated record.